Messenger RNA from Necator americanus (New World hookworm), 351 nucleotides. RefSeq lists its product as uncharacterized. The record is from RefSeq and is a predicted model, not a curated record. Lineage: Eukaryota; Metazoa; Nematoda; Chromadorea; Rhabditida; Ancylostomatidae. The coding region runs from base 1 to 351 and encodes 116 amino acids. The transcript has 2 exons.
AUGGUACGGUUCCAGGAAAGGCAUCGGGGAGCUCAACAUCAACCUCGACUUGGCAGUCUGAAAAACGAGGAGUGCAGAAAGAAGUCCCGAUCAAUAUUGGAUUACGGACGCUGCAAAGAAAACGCCCCUGGUUUUAGCAUCAAGGAAGAAGUUCUCCUUUGCAUCUACGGAGACAAUGUCCACAUACCAUUCUGUGUUUGCCGCACUACUGGUGACUUCAGCCAAGAGAAGCGUCUGAGAAGAAGGUUGCGUCGUCAGCUGAAACGUGAUCGUGAAAACGAAGGGACAUCAAGAGCGAAGGAGCUUGAGAAGGCGUGGGAGGACAAGGACCCAAGAAACGCCUCCUGCUGA